UGCAGUCGGAGCAUACGUCAUCGUGAAUCGACCUACAACUCCGAAGUGAAUAAGCGCUAUGGCUACGAUUUCGGCUGUGACGAAAAUUUCUCCCAAAUUAAUUCGUAUUCUCGGGUGCAAUCCUGGACCUAUGACUCUGCAAGGGACUAAUACCUACAUUAUCGGUUCUGGCAAAAGACGAAUUCUUUUGGAUACAGGAGAUAAAGGCGUAACGAACUACAUUGAUAAUCUCAAGAAAGUGAUCAUUGAUGAACGCAUUUUGAUCAACGACAUUAUUGUUUCUCAUUGGCAUCAUGAUCAUGUGGGUGGAGUAGAUGAUGUUCUGGAUAUUCUUGAAAAUAAAGACUCCUGUCGUGUAUGGAAAUACAUUCGUACCGAUGAUGCAGAACCUGUUAUCAAAAAUUCCUCUUUCUGCUUCCUUGAGAAUGGCCAAAAGUUUGAGCUCGAUGGAACGACAAUAGAAGUUAUUCAUACUCCAGGUCAUACAACCGAUCACAUAGUGUUAUUCAUACAUGAUGACCAAUCGCUCUUUAGUGCCGAUUGUAUUCUCGGAGAAGGAACAGCUGUAUUUGAGGAUCUUUAUCACUACAUGGAAAGUUUAAAAGUUAUUCAAAGUUUGAACCCCAUUGUUAUUUAUCCUGGCCAUGGAAAUAUAAUCAAUGAUCCUAGCGAGCGGAUUGUAAAUUAUAUUUCUCACCGAAACCAGAGAGAAACUCAAAUACUCCAAGUUUUUAAAACUAAUCCAGCAACAUGUUUCAACGAAAUGGACAUUGUCGAACUGAUUUAUACAGAAAUACCCGAAGAACUAUGGAAAGCCGCAGCUUACAACGUUAGCCAUCAUUUGAGUAAACUAAUGAAGGAGGGCAAAUUAUUUCAAGAAAAUGGAAAUUGGAAACUUGCAACACCUUCUACAGUGUUGUAGUAAUAUUAAGAUCAAACUCAACUUAUGAUUUUAGCCACUUGCAAUAUGUAUAUAUUGAAUUGUAAAUAAAAGUAAUGCGAUUUUUUAAAAUCCCAAAAAAAAAGUA
Messenger RNA from Uranotaenia lowii, 1028 nucleotides. RefSeq names its product beta-lactamase-like protein 2 homolog. The transcript is spliced from 4 exons. Gene Ontology annotation, molecular function: RNA endonuclease activity; single-stranded RNA binding. The record is from RefSeq and is a predicted model, not a curated record. The coding region runs from base 59 to 922 and encodes 287 amino acids. Gene Ontology annotation, cellular component: mitochondrial matrix. Lineage: Eukaryota; Metazoa; Arthropoda; Insecta; Diptera; Culicidae.